UUAUAAAUGACAAGGUGACAGGGGAGGCCGGUUUAUUCAGCCGCUGCUGCGUCGCUUGUAGCGUGUCCCUGCUUCCCAACCUGUGAGAGCGCCGCAAAAAACCCCGGCCUUCAGGAUGUACACCUGUGCUAAGUUUGUCACCUCACCUGCUGUGUUGCGCAGUGGCUCCAGACUCCUGGCCCGGCCCCUCUCGGUGUCCGUGUUCAGCAGGCCUGAUACCGCGAGCGAGCAGCCCCUAUUGCCCCACAGCAGGGUGACGGGUCUCCAGGUUGUCUCCCGGUGGUUCCAGACCAGCGCGGUGUCCCGGGACAUUGACACCGCUGCCAAGUUCAUCGGCGCCGGAGCCGCCACUGUGGGCGUGGCGGGAUCCGGCGCGGGGAUCGGCACAGUGUUCGGCAGCCUGAUCAUCGGCUAUGCCAGGAACCCCUCCCUGAAGCAGCAGCUCUUCUCCUACGCCAUCCUGGGCUUCGCCCUGUCAGAGGCCAUGGGGCUCUUCUGUCUGAUGGUGGCUUUCCUCAUCCUCUUUGCUAUGUAAAUUUUUUUUUCUCCCCUCUCUGCUCCCGGUUUUUUUUGCGUGCUCCCUUGGGAAGGGGGUGGGGGGCUGGGGGGGACUCGCCAGGUGUCUCCCUACUACCCCCGCUGCCCCAAAACCAUCCUCCUGGGGGGGUCAGGCUCAGACGUGCAGCUGGUGAGGCCGUGACAUCGCCAUUCCAAUCGUACUGAAAUGAAACUGAUUCUACCUUGUUUUUUUUUCAACAUUUUAUGUGAGAUCUCAUCAACAUUUAGGCAAAAUUUGUCUAAAUAAAUAGUUGGGAAAACCUAA
This is a messenger RNA of Lepisosteus oculatus (spotted gar), 823 nucleotides long. RefSeq names its product ATP synthase membrane subunit c locus 1 (gene atp5mc1). Gene Ontology annotation, molecular function: proton transmembrane transporter activity. The record is from RefSeq and is a predicted model, not a curated record. Gene Ontology annotation, biological process: proton motive force-driven ATP synthesis; proton transmembrane transport. NCBI's taxonomy places the organism in Eukaryota, Metazoa, Chordata, Actinopteri, Semionotiformes, Lepisosteidae.